Molecule: messenger RNA, 441 nt
Organism: Gryllus bimaculatus (two-spotted cricket)
Lineage: Eukaryota; Metazoa; Arthropoda; Insecta; Orthoptera; Gryllidae
Source: the annotation of a GenBank genome assembly
AUGCAACAGCAGCACUCGGAGCAACAGAACGAAGGAACCCUUGAAAGCGUCACGUUUCACCCCUCAUCCACCUACCCAAGUAAAAAUAAUACGACAAAUAUCGAUCGCCAUGAAUUCCCAUGUGAUUACCGCUCUGAUUACCCGAAUAUUUCCGGAGAGACUGUGUCCAUGUCUUCUGACACUCGAGGUGUACAUUCAGUUCCUGUAAGCACAUUGUCAGUGGCAGGGAAAGUGAUUUCAGCCACUUCGUCCACUAUGGACAUACCUACAGAAAACCAAAACAAAACCUCGUGUGUAGAUUCCCCUUCAGAAAAUACUGCCGCUUUGCAGAUAGUGAACUCUUGGCAUCCUCACGUCUACGCAAAACCACCGAAAAAUCCCACGCCGCAUUUUAUAUCUGACAUCAUGGGCUGGGGACGCAACAGUGACACGGCCAGCAAA